Papilio machaon (common yellow swallowtail) is the source of this 1920-nucleotide messenger RNA. RefSeq names its product fatty acyl-CoA reductase 1. Gene Ontology annotation, biological process: long-chain fatty-acyl-CoA metabolic process. Lineage: Eukaryota; Metazoa; Arthropoda; Insecta; Lepidoptera; Papilionidae. Gene Ontology annotation, molecular function: alcohol-forming very long-chain fatty acyl-CoA reductase (NADP+) activity. The record is from RefSeq and is a predicted model, not a curated record. Gene Ontology annotation, cellular component: peroxisome.
UGCAAUACGCGCGCUAUGGCCCACUCAGUUCAGAUUUUCCUUGCAGUCCAGUUAAACGUGUCUAUAGAUUAAUCGACCUAGCAGCCUUCAAGAUGUCUUCAGAAGGCUUUACGGAGACCGAGGUGGAAGCGAUGCCGGACCGGCUCGCUGAAACUUUCAGCGGCAUGAACGUCUUCAUCACUGGAGGCACUGGCUUCAUGGGGAAAGUUCUUGUUGAGAAGUUGCUCAGAAAAUGUCCAGAUAUUGGAAAAAUAAUUCUGUUCGUGCGAGAAAAAAAGGGAAAAUUACCAAAACAACGACUUGAAGAAAUGCUCAAUGAUGACUUAUUCGAAAAGGUACGUAAUCUACGCGGAGGCGUAGUUCCACUCUUGGAGAAGAUGCACAUUGUGACCGGUGACGUCAUUGAGCCCGACCUCGGCCUGAGCGAUGGUGACAGGCAGUUCAUCAUCCAGGAAGUUAACUUCAUCAUACAUGCUGCAGCUACUAUCAGGUUCGAUGAAGAAUUACGUAAAGCAGUUUUACUUAACGUCCGAGGAACUAAAUUGAUAUUGGAACUAGCGAAGGAAUGUAAGAACUUAAAGCUCUUCUUCCACGUAUCGACAGCGUAUUGUCAUCUGCACGAGAAGCUAUUAGAAGAAAAGCCUUACCCACCGCCGGCUGACCCCCACAAGGUCAUACAGAUCGCGGAAUGGAUGGACGAAGAGUCCAUAGCAUUGCUAACACCAAAAUUACUGAGUAAGCUACCUAAUUCGUAUGCCUUUACAAAGGCGUUGGGAGAAGCUUUAGCUGUGGAAGCUAUGGAGCACAUACCUAUUAUCAUCUUACGUCCUUCUAUCGUGAUACCAAUUUGGCAGGAGCCCGUACCAGGUUGGACUGACAAUAUUAACGGCCCUACGGGUCUUCUUAUUGGUGCUGGCAAAGGCGUUAUCAGAUCUAUGUAUUGUAAGAGCAACAGUUAUGCUGACUAUCUGCCUGUUGAUGUUUUUAUAAACGGUAUAAUGAUAAUGGCAUGGAACUACUUACAUUACGGUGAUAAAAAAUCAAAUGUGGUCAACUUCACAUCUUCCGCCGAGAUUAAAGUUACAUGGCUGGAAAUGAUCAAUGCGGGCAAAGAUAUAAUAAUGAACCGUGUGCCUUUAAACGGUGUAGUAUGGUACCCAGGUGGUUCUAUGAAACAUUCCAGACUAUAUCAUAAUAUUUGUGUUCUGUUCUUCCAUUGGAUACCAGCGAUAAUUCUAGAUACACUACUCUUCUGUCUUGGUUACAAACCAGUAUUAAUGCGCGUGCACCGUCGUAUAAGCAAAGGUUUCGAUGUCUUCGAGUACUACACCAACAACCAGUGGGACUUCAAGUCUGAUAUCGCACAAACUGUACGACAAAGACUCAACACUAGAGAGAGACGGGAUUACAAAGUUGAUGCUAUCGGUCUCGAUAUAUCGAAAUAUUUCGAAGAUUGCAUCAGAGCUGCUCGUAAAUAUAUCCUGAAAGAAUACGACGAUACCCUUCCAGCUGCACGAAGGCACAUGAAGAUCAUGUGGUUCGUCGAUCUGGUCGUCCGAUGUCUGUUUUGGGGAUUGAUUCUCUUGGCUGAGUGGUUGGUGUUCUUCUUUAUACACCGCAACGGUCGGCUUCAAGGACACCCCUGCGGUAGUUGGUACCAGUAUAUAACUGUUACUGUUGGCACCAGCGUUUACUAUUCGCACCAGCAGUGUUGAUGGCACCAGCUCUUAACAGCUUUAAAUUAUGAUUUAUCAUGUCAAUUUAUAAUGUAGAUUAGGAAUAUGUAGAGGUAUUGUCUUAUAAUUGCUAACACGAGCAAAAUUUUUGUCACUCGUCCUCUUGUAUUUCAGUCUUGUGUGUCUUACAAAUUGUAUUGUAUUGGAAUAUAUAACUUAAGACUGAUAGUCAUUUUAUAUUAUA